Messenger RNA from Camponotus floridanus (Florida carpenter ant), 2580 nucleotides. RefSeq lists its product as uncharacterized. Gene Ontology annotation, biological process: sensory perception of smell; detection of chemical stimulus involved in sensory perception of smell. Gene Ontology annotation, cellular component: plasma membrane. The record is from RefSeq and is a predicted model, not a curated record. Gene Ontology annotation, molecular function: olfactory receptor activity; odorant binding. Lineage: Eukaryota; Metazoa; Arthropoda; Insecta; Hymenoptera; Formicidae. Bases 76 to 2580 code for a protein of 834 amino acids. The transcript has 14 exons.
ACUGUACAAAAAAGGCAAUAUGUGAAUGUAUCUGCAAAUAUAAAAUAUAAAGAGCAGUGAUCUCAGUAAUCUGAGAUGGUGCUAAUCCGUAUAAAGAUUCAUCAGGUACUUCGCAUACUCGAAAUUUGUGGUACGUUCAUAAGCACGUGGCCACCAAAAUCUACAGCCGGAAAACGAGAAAUCUUUCUUCGAGAUCUUGGUUGGACUUUGGCAAUUUUGAAUGUGCUGGGCUCAUUGCCACCGCUGAUUCUUGGCGCAUGGUAUUCUGAAAACGAUAUUAUUCGAAUGAUGAAGGCACUGUCUGAAUUGACAGCAUUGAUGGAAGUACUAUUAAAUUUAAUAUUGUGUAGAAUAGGAAGAUUACGAUUACAGAAGCUUUUAGCACACCUGAGAAAUUUUCUCAAACAUUCCAAGUUGCAUGAAAGGCAUAUUAUACAAAAAUAUAUAAAUCGUUACUCGGGCUUUUAUGCCUUUGUUGGAAUAUCCUAUAUUCUGGCAGCAAUCACUUUUUCCUGCGGCCCUUUGUUCUUAUCGAUAAACCUUCCAAUGGAAGCUUGGUAUCCGUUUUCUACUGAAACUCCCUACACUAGAACGAUUCUUUACAUUUUGCAAGUCUUCGCCAUCUUGCAAACUGGAUUCUGUAUCACGGUGGAUUUCAUGAUUGCAAUAUUCUUCUGCUAUUCCGCUGCGAGAUUGGAAAUGCUCGGACAGGAAUUGCAGCAAAUAACGCAUGAAAGUCAUGUGAAAACGUGUAUCCAAAAACACCAAGAAAUAAUCAAUUUUGUAGAAGAAGUUCAAUAUACGGUUCGAUAUUUAAUUUGCAAAUCAAAUAUUACAAUGGGCUUUACCAUAAUUUGCGGAGCUUUUCCGUUAGUUCAUAAACAACCUGUGGCUGUAACAGCACAAUUUAUUUGCAUGGUAUUGGGGGGAUGUGAAAGACUUUAUAUUACGGCUUGGCCGGCAGAUGAUUUAGCAGAAAUUAGUCAACAAAUUGCUUGGUCUGCAUAUAGUAUACCUUGGUUUGAAAAAUCUCAUGAAACAAUCACUAAUAUAUUUAUCUUUAUACAAAGAAGCAAAAAACCACUUUUAAUAUCUAUGGGCGGUAUGUUUCCAGUGUUGUCAGUACAAUAUUAUGCUCAUUUUCUAAAAACGAUUUCAUCUUAUUUUAUGACAAUAUUUAUUUCAAAAACACAAGAAACUCUUCAACAUGUACUUUUCAAAGCUAAUUUUACGAUGGCAUUUGCUGUAAUCAGUGGUGGUUUUCCUAUAUUAUAUAGUACGCAACUUCCUUGGUCGGUAUAUGGUGCAUCAUGGAUUGGUAAAACGCAAAAAAUGAAAAAUGACAUUUUCAUCAUGCUUCAAAAAAGCCAGCAACCGUGUUUGAUAUCUUUAGGUAGCUUAUUACCAAAUCUUACUCUGAAAUAUUAUCUAUUAAAACAAAAUUGGUAUCAGAAUAUGGUACUCAUUCAUCUAAAGUUUCAACAGAUAUUUCACCUUCUCCGAGUGUUCGGGACCAUUACCAAUACGUGGCCACCGCAUCCAAAUAUUGGAAAAAACAAGUUGCUUCUUCGUAAUUUUUAUUACUGCAUUAGUAUCUUUAUAUUCGCAACAGUGUGGAUAGCAAUGUUAAUGAAUGCAUACAAAACUCGAAACAACGAUGUCGGCGAGUUAAUGAAGAAUAUAUCUCAUAUGACAUCAAUAAUGGAAGCUAUUCUCAAUUCAAUUUUGUGUACAGUUAAGAGAAAACAACUACAGAAUCUGGUGAUACACAUCAAGGAAUUUACGGAAAUUUUGAAGGAUUGCGACAAAAUUAUCUUGCAAAAAUACAUAAAUCGUUAUAUUGCAUUUAUAUCGACUGUCGCAAUAUCCUUCAGUAUGGCAGGGAUUACUGUCAUAUGUGCCCCUUUAUUUAUGCCUUUGGAAUUUCCUUUGGAUGUAUGGUAUCCGUUUUCGGUGAAAUCAUUGUUGCUAAAAUUUAUUCUCUACAUUAUGCAGAUAUUUACAAUUGCACACACUGUUUUCUGUCUUAAUGUAGACAUUAUGAUUGCUGUUUUCUUUUUGUAUUCAUCAGCCAGACUAGAGAUGUUGGCUUUUAAAAUAAAGCGAGCUACUGAUAAUGAUCAUGUCAUAUCAUGCAUUAAACAACAUCAAGAGAUAAUAGAAUUUAUUUCAAAAACGCAACAAACUCUUCAACAUAUACUUUUCAAAACUAAUUUCACGAUGGCGUUUACUGUAAUCAGCGGCAGUUUUCCUAUGUUAUUUCUACAAUCUGGUGUUCUGAUUCCUCAAUUUAUAUCUAUGGCUCUGGGCGCUUUACAACGAAUGUUUAUCACAGCAUGGGCAGCAGAUGAUUUGAGAGAAAUCAGUACACGACUUUCUUGGUCGAUAUAUAGUGCAUCAUGGAUUGGUAAAACACGAAAAAUGAAAAAUGACAUUUUUAUAAUGCUUCAAAAAAGUCGACGACCGUGUUUGAUAUUUAUGAAUGGUUUAUUACCCGCUCUUACUCUUGAAUAUUAUGCCAAUUUUGUCACCACAGUUUUGUCAUAUUUUAUGACCAUGAGAGUAGUUAUUGCCUCAUAA